CAAGGCAUUUUCACUCAGUGAGAAGAGCCCAGCAAAAUGGGGAUCUCCACAGUCAUCCUUGAAUUAUGCCUUUUACUGGGUCAAGUUCUAUCCACAGUGAUACCAACAAUAGAAGACACCACAGGACCCGCUGUUUGGGAGACGCAGACCCCCGACUCUGGAUCUGAUUCUGGUUUGGCCCUGAGGCUGGUGAACGGAGGUGCCAGGUGUCAGGGCCGGGUGGAGAUCCUGUAUCAAGGCUCCUGGGGCACCGUGUGUGACGACAGCUGGGACAUUAACGAUGCCAAUGUAGUGUGCAGGCAGCUGGGCUGUGGUUGGGCCACGUCGGCCCCAGGAAGUGCCCGAUUUGGCCAGGGCUCAGGGCCGAUUGUCCUGGAUGACCUGGGCUGCAACGGGUAUGAGACCUCCCUGUGGAGCUGCCCCCACAGGGGCUGGAACAGCCACAACUGUAGACACUAUGAGGAUGCUGGUGUCAUCUGCUCAGCUGCCCGGCCACAGUCCACGCUCAGGCCAGAUUGGUGGGACACAACAACUCCUACCCAUGGUCCUCAGCCCCAGACCACUGCCUGGCCAAGGUCUGAUUCUGGUUUGGCCCUGAGGCUGGUGAACGGAGGUGCCAGGUAUCUGCCCGUGGCCCACCUGGAGGAGGAGGCCAGUGCCAAGUGGAGCAACCACAGUGCCGCCAUCUCCAUUGGGACCUUUGUGGUCGUGGUCCUGGCCGUGGCAGCCUUCAUACUGGGGAGAAGCACCCGUUCCUCUGGUGUCCAGCUUCUGAGUGCUGAGAUCUGCCCGGCCACAGUCCACGCUCAGGCCAGAUUGGUGGGACACAACAACUCCUACCCAUGCCAAGGUGGCACCUUGGUGGGGCUGGGAAGCUGUCUCUGGCGGUCUCCUGCUGCAGAGGCUCAGGUCCUGGGCUGCUCAGGGCGUGAGACCUACCUGUGGAGCUGCCCCCACAUGUCCUGGAACACCCAAUGUGGGGCCUGGGAGGACGCCAGUGUCAUGUGCUCAGGUGCUCAGCCCCAGACCACUGCCUGGCCAGGCUCCUGGCACGCCAUGAGCGAUGACAGCUGGGACAUCAGUGACAUCAACGUGGUCUGCAGGCAGCUGGGCUGUGGUUGGGCCACAUCAGCCCCAGGAAGUGCCUGGUAUGGUCAGGGCUCAGGGCCGAUAGUCCUGGAUGACCUGGGCUGCUCAGGGCAUGAGGCCUCCCUGUGGAGCUGCCCCCACAGGGGCUGGAACAGCCACAACUGUGGGCACCAGGAGGAUGCUGGUGUCAUCUGCUCAGGUCCACAAAUCGAUCCUACCAUCGGAGGAUUUGUUCCCCUGGUCAUUUUGGAUGACAAUAACUAUCCCAGUCAUCCCGUGGAGCGCUGUGACCAUGUUACUGACAUGGCCAAAUGGCUUGAAGGCGGCUGUAACUACGAUUACAUUGAAGUGUUCGACGGCCCCUACCACAGCUCCCCGCUCCUCGCCCGGGUCUGUGACGGCGCAAGGGGCUCCUUCACCUCCUCGUCCAACUUCAUGUCCAUCCGCUUCGUCAGCGAUGGCAGCAUCACGAGGAGAGGGUUCCAGGCUGAAUACUACUCCAGUGCUUUCCCUGAGAACACAAAGCUGCUCUGCCUGCCGAAUCACAUGCGAGCCAGCGUGAGCAGGGGCUACCUCCAAUCCCUGGGCUACUCUGCCUGGGACCUUGUCAUUCCCAACUGGAACAGGAACCGCCAGUGUCAGCCCCAGAUAACAAGCAGCCAGGUGACCUUCACGAUUCCCUACUCCGGCUGCGGCACCGUCGAGCAGGUGAGCCUGGGGCUUCCCCUCCAGCUCCUGCUGAGCGAGCUUUCUUACAGUGAUGUCAAGAACGUGCAGUAUGGGAAUUUUGACUUGAAUGUGUCCUUUUAUACGUCCUCUUCAUUCUCUUAUCCUGUGACCAGCAGCCCAUACUAUGUGGACUUGAACCAGAAUUUGUACAUUCAGGCUGAAAUCCUCCAUUCCAAUACCUCCUUGGCCUUAUUUGUGGACACCUGUGUGGCGUCACCACAUCCCAGUGACUUUACAUCUUUGACUUAUGAUCUAAUCCGGAGCGGGUGUGUGAAGGACGAAACCUACCAGUCGUACCAUCCGCCAUCGCCCCACAUGGUCCGCUUCAAAUUCAGUUCCUUCCACUUCCUGAACCGCUUCCCCUCCGUGUACCUGCAGUGUAAGAUGGUCGUGUGCAGGGCGAAUGACUACUCUUCCCGCUGCCACAGAGGCUGCGUGGUGAGGUCCAAGAGGGACGUGGGUUCUUACCAGGAGAAGGUGGACAUUGUCCUGGGACCCAUCAAGCUGGAGGAUGCCCCACAGGCUGAGAAGAAGAUCCUGGACCUGCCUGUGGCCCCCCUGGAGGAGUAGGCCACCGCCCAGGGGAGCGAUCACUGUGCUGCCAUCUCCGCUGGGGUCUUCGUGGUCGUGGUCCUGGCUGUGGCAGCCUUCAUACUCGAGAGAAGCACCCGUGCCUCCGGUGACCAGCUUCUGAGCACUGGGAUGUGAAGCAGGAGAAUACUCCCGGGGCUCAGACAGAGGCCCCCGGGCUCUGCAACCCAAGUGAAGAAGGAGGAAACCAGGGCACCCAGAGUGCCCAGCGCU
Molecule: messenger RNA, 2622 nt
Organism: Vicugna pacos (alpaca)
Lineage: Eukaryota; Metazoa; Chordata; Mammalia; Artiodactyla; Camelidae
Source: RefSeq, a predicted model, not a curated record